Molecule: messenger RNA, 207 nt
Organism: Arabidopsis thaliana (thale cress)
Lineage: Eukaryota; Viridiplantae; Streptophyta; Magnoliopsida; Brassicales; Brassicaceae
Product: inhibitor of trypsin/hageman factor-like protein
Exons: 1
Coding region: 1-207 (68 amino acids)
Biological process (GO): response to wounding
Molecular function (GO): serine-type endopeptidase inhibitor activity
Source: RefSeq, marked reviewed
AUGAAGGUGGAGUGGCCAGAGCUAAGAGGAGUGAGUGGACUUCAAGCAAAGGCAACAAUAGAAAGUGACAAUCCACUUGUGACUGCUUUCAUUUACCCUCAAGGUGUUUAUUUACCAUCGAUCAAUUGUUGCAACCGUGUUAUUCUCUAUGUUCCAGCCGAAGAUUGUCCUAAUGGUCCUGUCCAAAACCGUCUACUCGUCGGAUGA